Myripristis murdjan (pinecone soldierfish) is the source of this 3082-nucleotide messenger RNA. RefSeq names its product tripartite motif containing 25, like (gene trim25l). The transcript has 16 exons. The coding region runs from base 156 to 2612 and encodes 818 amino acids. Gene Ontology annotation, molecular function: protein binding; zinc ion binding. NCBI's taxonomy places the organism in Eukaryota, Metazoa, Chordata, Actinopteri, Holocentriformes, Holocentridae. The record is from RefSeq and is a predicted model, not a curated record.
GUGAAAACACUUCCCUUCUUCGUUUCUGUCUCUAUAAGUCUUUGUGAGCCUCUCUUCAUAGCUUUCUCUGUCCUACAGCCAGUACCUACCUCUGUUGUCUCUGUCUCUGUCCUCUUCCUGUCUCCUCUCUGCACUGUGGCUGGCCCAGCUUCAGCAUGAGUAGCAAACUUUGGACAGAGGAGCAGUUCAACUGCCCUGUGUGCUUGGACCUCCCCAAUGACCCGGUCACCAUCCCCUGUGGCCACAGCUACUGCAUGGCCUGCAUCAAGGACUACUGGAGCAAGGACGACCCCAAAGGCAUCUACAGCUGCCCCCAGUGCCGCCAGACCUUCUGCCCCAAGCCCUCCCUGUCCCGGAACACCAUGCUGGCCGACGCUGUGGAGCAGCUCCGCAAAGGUGCCCGCAUGUCCGACGUGCGAGAGUCUAUCCGGAGCGCCCGCCGUGCCUCCUCAGCCCCAUCAUCCAAGUCCAAGAAGCUGUCCUCCUCGGCCGUGCCUUGCGAUGUGUGCCAGGGUGACCAGCGGGCAGCGGUCAAGAGCUGCCUGGUGUGCAUGUCCUCGUACUGCGAGGCUCACCUGAAGCCCCACCAGACUAAGGCAGCCCUGAAGCAGCACGAGCUCAUACCACCCACCGGCCAGCUGGCUGACAAGAUCUGCACCCAGCACAAGUACCUGCAGGAGUUCUACUGCCGCCAGUGUAAGAUGUUCGUCUGCUGGCUUUGCACCAGCAACCAGCACAAGGGCCACGAGUGCGUCUCCACCAAGGCCGAGCGCAUGGAGAAGCAGAAAGUGCUGUCGGAGAUGCAGGCCGAGAAUCACCAAAGACUGAAAGACAGAGAGCAGGAGCUGAAGGACAUGAAGAAGAUGAUGGAACUGAUGAAGCGCUCUGCAGACAGGGUGCACGGCGACACGGAGCAGGUGCUGCUGGAGCUGCAGCGCUCGGUGGAGCGGCUGCAGGAGCUGCUGGAGGAGCUGCUGGACCAGGCCGGGCAGGAGAAGAUGACCCACGCCCAGGAGGUGACCGACAGCCUGGAGGCCGAGAUCAAGGAGCUGAGGAGGAGGGACACCGAGAUGAAGGACCUGGCCCGCUGCGAGGACCACAUCCACUACCUGCAGACCUGCGAGUCCAUGUGCGGCCCCCUGGAGGCGGGGGAGCUGCCCAGCGUGCUCGUCAACCCAGAGGCCUCCUUUGAACCCGUCCGGGACGCCAUCCUGGACCUCAGGGACCGAGUGGAGGACAUGUGCAACCAGGAGCUGAGCAAGCUCACCAAGCAAGUCAAUGACACAACUCUGUUCACGCUGGGAGACAGCAAAAACCAGAGCGGGCAGAAAGGAGGGAUUUUUAAAUUGUUCUCUGGUCUGGGUUCCCGCCCCACAAACAGCCGCUCUCAGGUCUCCACACCCAGCGUCUCAGUCGGGGGCCGGGGCCCAGAAAGAAGAGGAAUAGGUGUGGGCCUCAGAGGUCUGGAUGUGAGGAGCAGAGACACACCCCGAGACGGAGGGAACACAAGUUCACCCCGAGCUCGGGACAGGCAGAGGAGAGAGGAGAGAGAUUCAGUGAUGGAGACCAACUCCAGGCCCAGCCUAACUCCCAGUCAGAGAGAGUCCCAGUCUCUCUGGAACAGGUCUGAUCAGAGCCGGGCCAGUGUUGCCCCAGCUCCAGCCCCAGCUCCGACCCCCGUCCCAGCUCCAGUCCAGGCCCCAGUCCCAACCCCAACCCCCGCUCCUGCACCAGCAUCAACUGGAGCUUUCAGCAGGAUGGCGUCCAUCAGCAGCCUCUUCCGCUCCCAUCGGCGUAACGCCACCCCUGCGACCCCGGUGGCUCCGGCCAGCAACGCCCCGUCCGGAGGAGGAGGCUUAUCAUGGGGAAUGGCUGCUGUGCCUGAGACACCAACAGAAGUUAACCCCAGUCUCUUCUUGGAUUCGCCCACACCCAACUCCAUGUUCGAUCACGCCCCUGCUUUCCCAGCAUUGAGGGAGAUCAACAUUGACAGCAUCCAGGCUCCAGAGCCAAGGAGCCGGGAGGAGUUCCUUCAAUACACUGUGACCUUGACCCUUGACCCCAACACGGCCCACCGUCGGCUGGCUCUCUCCGAGGGCAACACCAAAGCCACCCUGCAGACGGCGGCGCAGCCCUACCCCGACACCCCGCAGCGCUUCGACAGCUGGACGCAGGUCCUGUGCCAGAGCCCUCUCUACGCCCAGCGCUGCUACUGGGAGGUGGAGUGGCGAGGGCGGGGCUCCUCGAUGGGCGUGGCCUACGGGGCGCUGAACAGGAAGGGGGCGGACGCCAGGGCGGGGCUCGGCUACAACGCCCAGUCGUGGAGCCUGGAGCUGUCGGACACCUGCUGCUCCGCCAUGCACGACAACGAGAAGCGGGACAUCGCCGUCACCUACUCGCCGCGCCUCGGCGUCUUCCUGGACCUGUCGGCGGGCACGCUGGCGUUUUACAGCGUGGCCGAGAGCAUGACGCACCUCCACACCUUCCGCGCCAACUUCACCCAGCCGCUGUAUGCCGCCUUCGGGGUGGGCUGUGGCGUCGGGGUGGGUCUGGACUUUGCCCUCGGCCAGUUCAGCUCAAGCUCCGACAGCAUCAAGAUCUGCUCUGUGUGAGGAGCUGUGGUUGGACGAUGAUGAUGCAUUCACAUCACAUGGGAAUUACUGACUUUGCAGUUGAAAGCAAUGACAUGGAAGUGUUGAUUUUAUUUGAACAUCAUCAGCAUAUAGGGAAUUCAAUUUUCUUUCUUUCUUUGGAUAGUCCCCUGUAGAUGUUCAACGGAUUGUCAAUUGAUUUGUGAAAUAUCUACGAGAGCCAUGAAUUACAUUUCAACGACGUGUCUCUAAAGAUCAAGUCAGCUAGGUCUCCAUGUUUUGUUAAAAUUCAGACAACACAUACAACAGAAUGUCAGUAGAUAUGUCAUAUGCACCUAGAGAUGACGCAUUUGAGUUCCCGUUUCACAAGAAGCCAAACAUUGCAAAUUUCAGCAAGCAAAUUAACAACUUUGCUCUUGUUUUGUUUUACAUAUAUAUCGCAGACACAGUUGGGUUGAGUUCCAAUAAACCAGCAAGCCAGUCUCUUUGUU